Messenger RNA from Carassius gibelio (silver crucian carp), 3096 nucleotides. RefSeq names its product myosin-9-like. The transcript is spliced from 19 exons. The record is from RefSeq and is a predicted model, not a curated record. NCBI's taxonomy places the organism in Eukaryota, Metazoa, Chordata, Actinopteri, Cypriniformes, Cyprinidae. Bases 1 to 2625 code for a protein of 874 amino acids.
AUGACGAGAUGGUCAUCUACAUCCCGUCUGGCUCCAGAAGGAGCUCCGCGAUCACACUCUUCCACUGAAGACUUUGAGCUCCGAGCUGCUCUGGAGGAAAGCAGCACGAGGAGAGCAGAGCUCACCCAGAAGCUCAGAGAGGCCAGAGGUCACCUGGAUGCUCAGACAGACCUUCUGAAAACCACGGGAUCUCAGCUUCAACACAGCCAGAGCAUCUCAAACGUCCUGGACAUGAAGCACAAGCAGCUGUCAGAAGCAGUGAGUGCUCUUGAACAAGACAAGGAAGCUGCAGAGCUGAGCCGAUUUGAGGAAAGCCGCCGUCGAGGGGAAUUACAUGACAAAGUUCUGCAGCUUGAGUUGGACAUGUUAAAGAUGAGGUCUGACCUGGAGAGAAGAAGUCCAGCCUCUUCACCAAACCCUCUCAGCAGAACUCUGCCCGCUGCAAAAGACCAAACCCUCAGAGAGGAACAGAGGCAGGCUGAGAAAGAGAUGAAGAAGCUCAGAGAAGCUCUCAGAAAAGCAGAGGAGAGAACAGACGAGCUGGAGUAUGAGAAAGAGAGCGCACUGAGACAGCUCCGCUCCUCUGAAGAGUUAAAGUUACAGUUAAUGUACAAAACUGAAGCUGAGGUUUCGAGAUUUGAUUUAAAAAGCACGCAAACAUUUACACAGAGGAAACAUGAGGCAAUUAACCAAGCAGAAGAGUUGGAGCAAAGCCUGAGCAGCUCCAUCCAGACCCAGAAAGAGCUAGAGGACCAGCUGAAUGAGUCCCGCAGCCGUCUGGGACAAAUGGAGCUGGAAAAAGACCUGUUCUCCACUAAAACCCAGAGACUAGAAGACAAUCUGAGUGACUUAAAGAUCAAACUAUCCGGAGCUUUAAUGGACAAAGACCGUCUUGUCCAGGAGAAAGCAGAGCUCCAUCAGAGGGUCCAGGCUUUGGAUCUGCAGCUGCAGAGAGAGCAGAGGAGCAGACAGGGCUUCAGUGAGCAGGUGUGUGAGCUGCAUGCUGAGCUGUCUCAUGCUAAGAGCCAGAACGACAAGCAGAAGAUGGAAACCAUGUUGAUGAAGGAGGAGCUGCUUUCCAUUAAAGAGUUGAACGAAAAGCUGUCAUCUGAUCUGACCAAAGCUACGGAGAGACUACAAGUGACUCUUAACCAGCUACACGAGCUGGAGGCAGAGAAACUGAUCCAAACCAAUCAGAUCGCGGCACUGGACACUGAGCGCUUGCAGCUGAUAGGAGAGAAAGAGGAACUGAGGAAAACAUUUGAUGAUGGACUUCAUGAGAAGAUGAUAGAGCUGGGAGAGAGAUGCUGCCAGCACAGAUAUUUUUUUUUUGGCUCUGAUCCAAGUUAUUUCUUCCAUAUAUACAGAGAAUUGCAGGACAAUCUAGAACAAGAAAAUCAGGCUCUGCAUUUAAAAUGUCAAGACCUGGAAAAAAAAGUCCAAAUCUCGGAGGCGGGGUAUAAGCAUAAAGAGGAGGAGCAACAGCAAAUGAGGGCGGAGUUUGAGCAGGAAAAGGAGGAGCUGAGGAAACUGGCUGCUCACUGGAAUGAGAGGUGGCUGGAUGUGGCGAUGACGUUAUGCUCAACACAAACAGAACUCAAUGAGCUCAAGAGUCAACAGCAAGUGAAUGACAAAGUGAUGUCCAAGGUGGUGGAUGGAGAGUUGGUGCAGGUGAAGGACAUGCUGAGGAUCAGAGACACUGAGCUGGAGGAACAGCUGGAAGAACAGCUGGAGGAGCUGCGGUCUGCUCACCAUCAGGAGUCACAACAGAGCAGUGAGGUCCAGAGGUUGGAGCAGCUUCUUGCAAAGAGAGAUCAGGAAAUUAAAGAGAAGGAUCAAGAUCUGAAGAACCUGGAGAUCCAGAGGAUAAGACAGAAAGCAGAGGCUCAGAUCAAGAUAUCCGCCCUGGAGCAGGAGAUUUUUGGACACAAAGGUCUGCUGUCGAGAAAGGAAGUGGUCAGUGAAAGCAGUCCUGAGGACUUAGAGUCACUGAAGGCCCUGCUAAAAGAAAGCAGAAGGCGAGCAGAAACGCUUGAGCAGGAAAGAGACCGAGCCUUACACAAACUGCAGGAUCUUGAAGCUCCCCGGCAGGGCAAAACAGAGAAAGAAUCUCCAUUAGAGACUAAAAAACACAAACCCACGGCCUCAGACCUUGUAGAUCCGGACCAACAGAGGAGGCUGGUCACCGAGCAGCUGAAAAGUCUGUUCAGAGAGAGAGAGCGGUGUGGAGAGAGGUCUCCAGUUUUCACAAGAAGAUCUGGUUUGGUCGACAGCAGGGUCCAAAACGCUACAAGUACUAAAACCUGGAAUGCUCUUGACACAUUAAACCAUCAGGGAAGAAAAACACAGAAGCUGGAGCAGGAACUCCAGCAGGGGGCAGCCAAGAGGUCCUCAUCCCAGAUCUCAGUCUCUCAAGAGGGGAUCAAGGAAUUUGGAGAAAGAGGAGGAGAAGAAACAGCCCACCAAUCUGAAGAACCACAGCAAAACAACCAAGCCAAAGUAAUAUCUCUUCAACCAAACUUACAACAGGACAAAUUGCCCCUGGGCUGCAGUGAUGGAACAUUCCUUGCAAGGCAGGUUGAGCUUUGUGACCCAGAUUUGGAAUAUUCGGAAGGGUCCAUUUGAAGAGGAGAGGGGAGCCAGCAUCUGGAGUGACAAUAAUCCAUUGUUAAAAUCUAUAAUGCACUGACAGUUUCUUUAUUAAUUGCCAUUUAUUAUAAAUUACACAGUACAGCUAAACUGUUUAGCUUCCAACUUUGAGGUAAAUUUAAAUACACACACACACAAAACAACGUCAUAUGAAACAGACUAUAUUUAUUAAUCUUUGCAAUUAUCUAAUUUUCCCAUAAAUGCUGACUUUUUUUUUUUGUCUUGAAUGCCAGUUACAGGUUAUUUUCCAAAGGAUUUAUUUAGAGAUAUUUGAUUUCAUACAUACAACAGUAGCAGUUUAUACAACAGUAACAUAAUAAUAAUUAAUUGUAGUAUUUAGUUCUAGAUAUUUAAAGAGAUUCAGUCAAAAAUGUCUUCUAACAUUGGAUACAGAAUGCCAGUAUAAUAAAGGUCAUUAAUAUCUGUCCAUGGUUGGGUCAGACUUGA